AUGGGCACCAUCGGCAUUCCCGUCAAGCUCAUCCACGAGGCGGUCGGCCACAUCAUCACCGUCGAGCUCAAGGGCGGAGCGUCGUAUCGCGGAACCCUCUACGAUGCCGAGGACAACUUCAACGUCUCGAUGAAGGACAUUACCGUCACCGCCAAGGACGGCAAGCAGUCGCACCUCGAGAACGUCUACAUCCGCGGCAACAUGAUCCGGUUCGUCAUCGUGCCCGACAUGCUGCAGCAGGCGCCCAUGUUCAAGCGCGUCGGUCCCAACGCCAUGAAGGGCAGGGGUAUCGGUAGCGCAAGAGGACGCGCGACCAUCAUGAGGGCCCAAGCAAGAAGGGGACGCGGAGGCCAGCGACCACAAGGCAUCCGGCGAUGA
Molecule: messenger RNA, 378 nt
Organism: Pseudozyma flocculosa PF-1
Lineage: Eukaryota; Fungi; Basidiomycota; Ustilaginomycetes; Ustilaginales; Ustilaginaceae
Exons: 3
Coding region: 1-378 (125 amino acids)
Biological process (GO): RNA processing; spliceosomal snRNP assembly
Cellular component (GO): U4 snRNP; U5 snRNP; U1 snRNP
Molecular function (GO): RNA binding
Source: RefSeq, a predicted model, not a curated record